GAUAUUUGUUUUUUAGGGUGGUCUCUCUGAUAGCUGUGUGGAAGAUCAACUUGGAACAGGAAAACUAGAUGAGAGGAAAUUGCAAUCAUUCAGAUUUUAAAGAACUCUUUCUUUGAAUUCAUGGUGUUUCAUCCUAUAUACGACUAAGAUACCAAACCUUUUGAAUUGUUGUUAUUGGACCGAAAAAAUGACGUCUAUUAUCAAAUUAACUACCCUUUCUGGGGUCCAGGAAGAGUCUGCUCUUUGCUAUCUUCUCCAAGUCGAUGAGUUUAGAUUUUUACUGGACUGUGGCUGGGAUGAGCACUUUUCUAUGGAUAUCAUAGAUUCCCUGAGGAAGCAUGUUCACCAGAUUGAUGCAGUACUGUUGUCUCACCCCGAUCCUCUCCAUCUUGGCGCCCUUCCAUAUGCUGUCGGAAAGUUGGGUCUGAACUGUGCUAUCUAUGCAACCAUUCCUGUUUAUAAAAUGGGGCAGAUGUUCAUGUAUGAUCUUUAUCAGUCCCGACACAAUACAGAAGAUUUUACACUCUUUACACUAGAUGAUGUGGAUGCAGCCUUUGAUAAAAUACAGCAGUUAAAAUUCUCUCAGAUUGUGAAUUUGAAAGGUAAAGGACAUGGCUUGUCUAUCACACCUCUGCCAGCUGGUCAUAUGAUAGGUGGAACAAUAUGGAAAAUAGUCAAAGAUGGAGAAGAAGAAAUUGUUUAUGCAGUUGACUUCAACCACAAGAGGGAGAUCCACUUAAAUGGAUGUUCCCUGGAAAUGCUAAGCAGACCCUCUCUACUUAUCACAGAUUCAUUUAAUGCUACGUAUGUGCAGCCCAGGAGAAAACAAAGAGACGAGCAACUUCUGACAAAUGUCCUGGAAACACUUCGAGGUGAUGGAAAUGUGUUAAUAGCAGUGGACACUGCAGGCAGAGUUUUGGAACUUGCUCAACUCCUUGAUCAAAUUUGGAGAACUAAAGAUGCAGGAUUGGGUGUUUACUCAUUGGCACUCCUAAAUAAUGUCAGUUAUAAUGUGGUGGAGUUUUCUAAGUCCCAGGUAGAAUGGAUGAGUGAUAAAUUGAUGAGAUGUUUUGAAGACAAAAGAAAUAAUCCAUUUCAGUUUCGUCAUCUCUCUCUAUGUCAUGGUCUUUCUGACUUGGCUCGAGUACCUAGCCCUAAAGUGGUACUUGCCAGCCAGCCCGACCUGGAAUGUGGAUUUUCAAGGGAUCUCUUUAUUCAGUGGUGCCAGGACCCUAAAAACUCGAUCAUUCUAACUUACAGAACUACUCCUGGGACUUUAGCACGUUUCCUAAUUGAUAAUCCUUCUGAAAAAAUUACAGAAAUAGAGUUGAGGAAACGUGUGAAACUUGAAGGGAAGGAACUUGAAGAAUACUUGGAAAAAGAGAAACUAAAGAAAGAAGCUGCUAAAAAACUUGAACAGUCAAAAGAGGCAGACAUAGAUUCUAGUGAUGAGAGUGACGUUGAGGAAGAUAUUGACCAGCCAUCAGCUCAUAAGACUAAGCAUGACCUGAUGAUGAAAGGUGAAGGUAGUCGUAAAGGAAGCUUCUUCAAACAGGCUAAAAAGUCUUAUCCUAUGUUUCCUGCCCCAGAAGAAAGAAUUAAAUGGGAUGAAUAUGGAGAAAUUAUCAAACCAGAGGAUUUCUUAGUGCCAGAACUUCAAGCUACUGAAGAAGAAAAAAGCAAAUUAGAGUCUGGCCUGACAAAUGGAGAUGAACCCAUGGAUCAGGAUUUAUCUGAUGUUCCUACUAAGUGUAUUUCUACAACAGAAUCUAUAGAAAUAAAAGCCAGGGUUACUUACAUAGACUAUGAAGGACGCUCUGAUGGGGAUUCCAUUAAAAAGAUCAUCAACCAGAUGAAACCACGGCAGCUGGUCAUUGUCCACGGACCGCCAGAGGCCAGUCAGGACCUUGCGGAGUGCUGCCGUGGGUUUGGCGGGAAAGAUAUUAAAGUGUACAUGCCAAAGCUACAUGAAACAGUCGAUGCCACUAGUGAAACUCAUAUCUACCAGGUGAGAUUAAAAGAUUCACUUGUCAGCUCCCUUCAGUUUUGUAAGGCAAAAGAUGCUGAAUUAGCUUGGAUAGAUGGUGUCUUAGACAUGAGAGUUUCCAGAGUGGACACAGGAGUUAUUUUAGAAGAAGGAGAACUAAAGGAUGACGGAGAAGACUCAGAAAUGCAAGUGGACGCUCCUUCAGAUUCUAGCGUUAUAGCACAGCAGAAGGCCAUGAAAAGUCUGUUUGGAGACGAUGAGAAAGAAACAGGUGAAGAAAGUGAGAUCAUUCCUACUUUGGAACCCUUACCACCUCAUGAGGUUCCUGGACAUCAGUCAGUUUUUAUGAAUGAACCAAGACUGUCGGACUUCAAACAAGUUCUUUUAAGGGAGGGAAUCCAAGCUGAGUUCGUAGGAGGUGUACUCGUUUGCAACAAUCAAGUAGCAGUCCGUAGAACGGAAACUGGACGCAUUGGAUUAGAAGGCUGCCUUUGUCAAGAUUUUUAUAGGAUAAGAGACCUUUUAUAUGAACAGUAUGCCAUUGUGUAAAGGACAUGAUGUCAAGAAGUAUCUGUUUGACCUUUCUAAGAAAAAAGGAUUCUUACUCUAAGCUUUUGCUUUUUCGCUUUGUAACAUACAAAAAGAAUCUGCCAGAAAAACUUAACAUGCAUUAGAUUUUUAAAAAUGUAAAUAGAAACCAUAUUGCUAAUGCUCAAAUGAGCAUGCUACCUUUUGGCUUUCAGAGUGAUAAGAGAUCCUUACAAGUGUGCAGGCCCUGGAGUUGAAGGUGAUUGGCUUCCUUUAGAGACCCCUUAUUCUAGAAGGGCUUGUUACUUGAAUAAAACAAUGCAACUUAGCAAACCA
Messenger RNA from Eubalaena glacialis (North Atlantic right whale), 2851 nucleotides. It is a transcript of the gene CPSF2, whose product is annotated as cleavage and polyadenylation specific factor 2. Gene Ontology annotation, cellular component: mRNA cleavage and polyadenylation specificity factor complex. Gene Ontology annotation, biological process: mRNA 3'-end processing by stem-loop binding and cleavage. The record is from RefSeq and is a predicted model, not a curated record. Gene Ontology annotation, molecular function: RNA binding. The transcript is spliced from 16 exons. Lineage: Eukaryota; Metazoa; Chordata; Mammalia; Artiodactyla; Balaenidae. Bases 188 to 2536 code for a protein of 782 amino acids.